UGUGGUGCGCUGAUGGUACGUUUAGUACAUAAUAGUAUCUUAGCUUAAUAAUGUGGAGAGACUUGUAGAGCUCUCGUGCUGUAUCAAUGUCUAAACUUGAAUGUGAUAUUGUUUCGAUAUAGAGCCUACACAGCAUGAGCACCUCGGGCCCCUCGUGUAGUUCAACUUUCUCAAGCGAAGAAACUAAUCCUGCCAUGCCUGCUUCGACGCUUGCCUCACCUGCACUUGAUACAUCUAGUAACCAUAUGUCGGCUUCUAGGUCAGGUAGCUCCGUGGAGCACAUGAACAGCUAUAAUAUGUCUCCUACGCAGCUCACUCAGGGUGUUGGGCAGAUGCAAGGACAUAAAAAGAGUGCAUCAGUGCCGACUGUACGCAUGGCUCCCUUGAGUAGCAAUCGCGUAGUAGGCAAUUGCAUACUGCCAGAACUCGUAGAUGGGUCUACCCGUGGCUUUAGUAGCCCCUUCACAUAUCCUAACAUUAGUAGUAAGGUAUUACCCCCGAGUGUAUCAGAUGCAGUAAGUGAUAGAGAAAAUGUGUCUGGAACGAAGCGUGUGUCCAUAAAUCAAGCUGUCUCUGGUAGUUCAAUUCCACGCCGUAGGUCAUCACUCAAGUUCAGUGCAGCUUACUUAACCAGCGAUAAUGGACCAAAGGGUUUGCAGACUCUGACCUCACUUGGACAGAAACAUGUAGUAGCUGGUGAUAAGCAUUCAGGCACAAGUCCAAGUCUGGAAGGUGAUAGAGUACGCGCUGUUGCAGGCGCAGGAAAAGCCUUGAUGCACAAACUUACUGCAUUUCCACUUCCACACACACACAAAACAAAUACACAAGACCAUCAAAAUAAUAGUAUCACGGGCACCAUGGACCAGAAUGGGAAAGCUAGUAAUGUAGAGGGUAUUAGUAGCGGCAGCGGGAAGUUGAGCUCCCUAUUCGGCCUCACAACGAAUCCGGCACGGAAGAAGUCUAUGAUAGCACGCAGAAAUAGUAUCAGUUAUCUUCCGGUAGCAUACGAAAACAUCGAGAUGCCUAUGGAUCUAGAAGAGAUCGCAACGGCAGCAUUAGCGCAGAGGUACAGUCACGAGCGAUACAAAGGCGCGGCCUUGCUGAUACAGAGUUACUACCGACGAUACCGCAUGAGAAUACGAUUUAUGGAGAUGAGAGGCACUUUCGUGCACGGAUCGUCAGAUAUAAAUCAUGCGGGCGCCCUGUCAAACCAGUCGGCAGCUGAUAUGUCCGACGAGGAAUCACUUAUAUCCCCUGAGGACGCAACAUACGGAUCGCUGAUGCGGAAAGGUGUCUGUUUAUUCAAUCGUGAUCCGAAGAAGGGCAUAAUGUUUCUGAGGAAAGAGCGUCUGAUUUUAUCAUCGCACGAGGCCACCGCUGCUUUCCUGCUUCGAGCAGACGAGCUCCGGCUGUCCAAAACAAAGAUCGGGGAGUACCUGGGUGGGUCCAGCACAGUGAUAGUACAAACACUGCGAGAAUUUGUCAACUUACUACAGUUCUCGGACACGCAUUUCUAUGAUGCGUUGGCUUCGUUUCUUAGCCAUUUCCGAAUGUCUGGCGAGGCACAGGUGGUCGAUAGGAUCAUGGAGGCCUUUGCGAGGCGCUACUACCAGCAGAACCCAACGCAGGGCGGGUUUGAGAUCUGGGAUACAGCGUACAUAUUGGCGUAUUCAUGUAUUAUGUUGCACACAGACGCCCAUAAUCAGAAUGUGGCAAGGAAGAUGACGCGUGAAGAGUUCAUCAGGAACAACCGAGGGAUCAACAAUGGCAAAAGUAUUAACCCGGAGUACCUGUCGGACCUGUAUGCCAGGAUCACUACCAAGGAGUGGAAGACCACCGAUGUCUAUGUGGACGAGAUGACUUCGAAAAUCCAGUCCAUCCGCGAAUCCUCCAACAAGAGAGCAUAUAUAGGCCUUAACCGGAUUGUGCAACCAUGGCGAUAUUUUGUCAUGGAGUUGGAUGUUGGACUGAUCAAGGACUACUUCUCGCGGAUUUAUGGUACGCACAGCCGAAAGCUGGUGCUCUUCAACGACAUGCUACUCAUCACAAAGCGCAAGAAACAAGCGGAUGUGUUUCGUACGCUCGUUCCUCUUUUUGGCAUGAUCCGAAUAACAGCGUCUAGUUCGCAAUUCUACAAAAACGCCUUCGAGGUGCACAAUCUAGACCAACACUUCAAGCUGGGACCCUUCUUGGCCAAGGAUCAAGCCAAAGGUGAAGCGUUUUUGGCUGCGCUCGAUCAAUACAUUCUAGAGUCUGAGAGCAUGGAGAACGAACGCAUGGCUCAUCUCAACGGGAAUAGUAACGUACAGCAACACAGUAACCAAAAGAAUACUAACACUCAUAUCAGCCUAUCGAUGGGGUUCAGCACACCACCGGCCCGUACCCAGAACUACAAGGCGCCAUCGGAUGCGGUGACAUUCAGCACACAGUACCUGUACGGUAGUGGUAAGGGCGGUAGUGAUAAGGGUAGAGAGCGGGAUAAGAACAAGGAUCGGGAGACACCUCCAUUUCGUCUGGAGAAGCAAUAUUCCCAAACGGUGUACAAUAUGAGUAUGCGGGAGGGAAGCAAAGAGGAAUCGGGGACGGAAUCUGGGGAGCUACACACCAUCUACACGGCGUUUUCGUCGGAUAACAUGCAGGACGCCACACCAACACAGACUCCCCCACUCCGGCUUUCUCAGAGCCAUUCCGAAUCACCUCGGGGCCAUAAAAACACAUUGAAUUCGAAUAGGGCGGAGAUAAUUGCGCCUACCGUAGCCAAACAAAAACACAGCAACACUAGUAGUAGCACCAUCAGUGGUACGGUAAGGAGGAAGAUACUCUCACAAUCCCCAGAUCCCGGCACUGAGUUCCACUUCAACCCACGCUCACCUAUAACACAGGACGACGAAACACAUGGGAACAAGAUCACGCUAUCCAUCAACGAGAAGAAUGCGCUGCCUCUGGGGUUGUCCAGAAAAGACUCUCAACUGGCGACCAAGCAGCCUAAGGCACGUGCACCCACCAGCAGCAUGUUUCGGCGCAAUAAGACGGGAGGAAGUCGUGAACGCCCGCAGAGUUGUUAUGCUUCACCGUCGCCUGGACAUAUCGGCCGUGCUGAUGUCAAAGAUGCGUCAGAUGAGGGCCACACAGCACUGGGAUUUGGGGGUGACGGGACGGGGAAUACGGACGCGGACAACACUACAGACGACGCUACGACCGGUGACGACAUGACGGACUCUAGUAUGGACUGUGUGAUGCGCAGGCGCAGUGCGAAUCUGAUGCAAAGCCAGAGCUUAGACGUACUGGGUGACCUGAGAAACACCACGAGCGAGACAAAGAAAAAGAAACGCCAUGGCAGUGGGGCUUGUGGGUUGCGUGGGAGUCGAAGCACGGACGCUAUGCGCAAGACCAAGGAGGGGGCACGGAAGAAACGGAACCUGUCACCCUGGAUUGGACAUGAAGGUGCGGGUGUAUGCACAGAUGAGUUGCAAGGUGCCGGUACAGGUCCGGAUGAGGUCGAUUCAGGUGCAUUGGGGCCCAAAAGUGCGAGGAUGAGUGCAUCGAAGCGGUUUGCAGACGAUGCACUUACAGCUGUGCCGCUAUCGAGUUUAACGAGUGAGAGUACACCCAAUAUCUACUUGUUAGGGCCGGGUAGUGCGAAUGACCACUGCAGACAGACCACAAGGCAAGACGAUGAUGCAAAGCUUGCGGGGGCUGGAGGCAAGUUGGGCAGAGGGUUUCCGUCGGAUGCGUGUAUGAAGCUUCAGAGUGAGGAGAGAGACGCUUUAGAAGAGGCAGCACGUGGAGAAGGUCGGGCUGUGCAAACACAGCAUGCACAUGCACCGUGCAUUGAAAAACGCGCUGUCAGUGCCGGAAUCUUCAAGUUCUUUGAUCUAGACCUAUUCAAGGGGAAGAGGAAGUCGUCGAAAUCGAAUGGGGGGGGUGAUGGGGGUUCUACUAAAGGGUCUGCUGAAGGGUCUAAUGCUGGUUCAGGCGCGGAGGAUCGGCCUGCAGGAAGUCCUGCAAAGAAGAGCAGGGAACACAAACCAGCAUCCAAUCUGCGUAGUCGAUGGGGGCUGGAGAACAAGCGCGGCGCUACCAUGGCAGGCGAAGGUAACGGAAAUAAGAGCGGCACGCAUGCAGUCAAAAUGGACCAUCCGUUAGUUAGGCGACGCAUGAGCUCGGCAAGUACAGGGUCUGCAAAGGGGAGUCGUACAGAAACAGGGGCUGUUAAAGAUGUUUCGAGGAUAUGUGGCGAGCUGGGUGCAUUGUCCAGUCGCAGCGAUGACUUGGUUUAUAAGCGGUCCUCGAGCUCAACCCCUGCACAAGUAGAACCAUAGAGUACUGACGCAAGAUUUAGUAAAUACUUCGUGUGGUACUGGUAUCUAUACAGUUCUGAG
Molecule: messenger RNA, 4382 nt
Organism: Sphaeroforma arctica JP610
Lineage: Eukaryota; Ichthyosporea; Ichthyophonida
Exons: 6
Coding region: 135-4322 (1395 amino acids)
Biological process (GO): regulation of ARF protein signal transduction
Molecular function (GO): protein binding; guanyl-nucleotide exchange factor activity
Source: RefSeq, a predicted model, not a curated record